AUGUCCCCUUCUCUGUACUGGUUCUUGCUGCUCUGUAGACUCCACAGUCUCUGGGCUCAGGAUGACUAUGACGAGAGAACCGUGGACAGGAGAGCCAAGAACAAACUACUGACAACCAACGUCAUACCCAAGAAUGGCCAAUCACUUUUGAAUGAUGACUGUGGCCUGGAGCUGGCCUUCCUGGUGGACAGCUCAGAGAGCGCCAAGGACAACCACGCCCAGGAGAAGAGGUUUGCCACAGAUGUGGUUGAACGCCUGCAGGGAGUCAAUCUCCAGACGGGCCGGGCUCUCAGCUCGCGAGCCGCCCUCCUGCAAUUCAGCAGCCAUGUGAUCAUCGAGCAGACCUUCAAGCAGUGGCGCGGACUGGCCAACUUCAAGGCUCGCAUCGCACCGAUCGGAUACAUCGGCCACGGCACCUACACCACCUAUGCCAUCACCAACCUGACCAAGAUCUACAUGGAGGAGUCAGAGCCAGGGAGCAUCAGGGUGGCCAUACUGCUGACGGACGGCAUCUCCCACCCCAGGAACCCAGACAUCUUCUCCGCCGUGAUCGACGCCAAAAACCAGGGCGUGAAGUUCUUCAUGGUGGGCAUCACGCCCGCGGCCAAUGACAUCUCCAACGUGGCACAGCUCCGCCAGCUGGCUAGCUCCCCAGCCAAUCGCUACCUCCAUAACCUUCAGGACAGGGGCAUCGUGGACAAGGUCAUCAAAGAGAUCACAGAGUUGGCUGAUGAGGGGUGUCCUCUGGCCCUGAAGUGUGCGUGUGACAAGGGAGAGAGGGGACCCAUUGGCCUCCAGGGCAAGAAGGGGAAUUCUGGAGAUGAUGGGAACCCAGGUGUUAAAGGAUCGAAGGGUGAGAGCGGGCUCAGUGGACUUCCUGGUCGAGAUGGAGAAGAGGGCAAGCCGGGCUACAAAGGAGAGCAGGGGGAGAGAGGAGAAUGUGGCACACCUGGAAUCAAAGGAGACAGGGGGCCUGAGGGGCCAGUUGGCAUCAGGGGAAACAGAGGGCUACAGGGGUUACCUGGUCCAAAUGGCGAUGCCGGGCCUGAGGGUCUCAUAGGGAAAAAAGGUGAGCGGGGACUUUCUGGGCCACCUGGUAUCCAAGGAGAAACUGGGAUUGGACUUCCUGGACACAAGGGUGAUGUGGGGUUCCAGGGGCGACUGGGGCCUCCUGGACCACCUGGCUUAGGGGAACCUGGACUACCGGGGCCUCAAGGGCCACAGGGCGUCCAAGGAGAGAAGGGUCCUAUAGGAGAAGGCUUUGCCGGGCCAAAGGGGGACCGGGGCCUGGAGGGGCCGAGGGGACCCAGAGGACAGCCCGGCACUGGACUGAAAGGAGACAAGGGUGGCUUUGGCCCUCCAGGUUUUCCAGGGCCUGUCGGCCUGCCAGGCCUGGGCAUUCAGGGGGAGAAGGGUAUAGAGGGGCCUCGGGGUCCACCAGGGGGCAGGGGCCCACAAGGAGAUGGAUAUCCAGGGCCCAAGGGUGACCAGGGCUUACCAGGGGAGCUUGGUUCAACAGGAGAGAGAGGGGCUGGCGAACCUGGGGCUAAGGGUGAGCCAGGAGCGUCAGGAUUGGCUGGUUUUCCUGGCCUCCCAGGAGAGGAUGGGGCCCCUGGACAGAAGGGUGAACCCGGUUUUGGUGGUCUGAGGGGGCCAGAGGGAGCUGCGGGGAUUGGCACCCAGGGUGAGAAGGGAGACCAGGGCCAGAGGGGCAUUCGGGGCUUGGGUGGGCCUCCUGGAAUCGCUGGGCCCUCUGGCGCAAAGGGGGAGCCUGGGACACCAGGUCGACUGGGUAUGCCAGGACUUCCAGGGCGGGGAAUCAUAGGACCUAAGGGCGAUCUUGGCCCACCUGGUCCAUCUGGACCAUUAGGAGAGACGGGCUACGGGCUGCCUGGUCCUAAGGGUGAUCGUGGAGGUCCUGGUCCGUCUGGUCCAUUUGGGCCCAAAGGCGAUGGUUAUCCUGGCCCUACGGGAACUCCUGGUCUACCGGGGCUUCCUGGUGAACCAGGCCUGGAGGGGCUGGGCAUCCCUGGACCAAAGGGAGAUAUUGGCUUCAGGGGCUUGCCAGGUUUAGCAGGCCCCCCAGGCGAGGGGCUACAAGGUCUACCGGGUGGCAUUGGACGACUGGGCCCCCCAGGGCCAACGGGGCCCCCUGGGCAGGGUAUUCAGGGGCCAAAGGGCGAGGCAGGGUCUCAGGGCAUGACGGGCCCUCGGGGGCCACCAGGGGAAGGAUUCCCAGGGGCCAAGGGUGACCGCGGCUCUGGAGGGGAGAGGGGCCUGAAGGGGGUCAAAGGUGAUUUGGGUGACCCUGGAGUUCCUGGCCAAUCAGGCACACCAGGAUUCAAAGGCGACAUGGGCCUCACAAGAGAAGACAUCAUUAAAAUGAUCAAGGAGAUUUGUGGUUGCGGAAUCAAAUGCAAGGAGCGGCCCAUGGAGCUGGUGUUUGUCAUUGACAGCUCGGAGAGCGUAGGGCCGGAGAACUUUGAGAUCAUCAAGGACUUUGUGGCGGCUCUGGUGGACCGCGUGACGGUGGGCCGGAAUGCCACCCGCAUCGGCCUGGUCCUCUACAGCCUGGAGGUCAAGCUAGAGUUCAACCUGGCGCGCCACAGGACCAAGCAGGACGUCAAACAGGCCAUACGAAAAAUCCCUUAUAUAGGUGAGGGCACCCACACGGGCACCGCCAUCCGCAAAGCCACCCAGGAUGCCUUCUACAGCUCACGCAAGGGGGUCAGUAAAGUGGCUAUAGUUAUUACGGACGGACAGACGGAUAAGCGGGAGUCGGUGAAGCUGGAUAUUGCGGUUCGGGAGGCACAUGCAGCCAACAUCGAGAUGUACGCAUUGGGGAUCGUGAAUACGUCGGACCCCACGCAGGACGAGUUCCUGAGGGAGCUCAACCUGAUUGCGUCGGACCCUGAUAGUGAACACAUGUACCUCAUUGAUGACUUUAACACGCUGCCAGCUCUGGAGUCCAAGCUCGUCAGCAAGUUCUGUGAAGACGAGAACGGUGAUCUGAUAUACAACCGUGUCACCAACGGCUACGGCAACAAUGGAUACAGGAACGGGAACAAUGGGAACUAUGGAAAUGGCUAUGGGACCACCAACCAGGAGGACUUCAACAACAGGAGGCGAACAGUCACCACUACCGGCACUCAAAGUCAGGGUGGCAGGGUAGACCUAACCCAGCCUGUCAACCCUGGCACUGCCACAGUACAGAUAGGGCAGCGUGAGGGAGGCAAGGAUGGAGGUAUUUACACCCCAGAUUGGGGGACUGGUCGCGGGGACGUUCCCACGUUGAACCGCAACACGUCCUCCUCUUCCAAUACAGGAGGGUCCUCUACCUCAUCAUCGUCAUCAUCAGGAACUUCAUCCUCAGGGUCCUCAGGCUCUGUCCAGUUAGUGCCUGCAUCACGACCCGCACUUCCCAAAGAGUUUGUGCCUCUGGACCCUCGCUGUGCACUGGUCCUAGACCAGGGCCCCUGUCGGGACUACAAAAUGCGCUGGUACUACGACAAGCAGGCCAACGCAUGCGCCCAGUUCUGGUACGGAGCCUGUGAGGGGAACCAGAACCGCUUCGACACAGAGGAGGAGUGCAAGAGGACAUGUGUGCAAGGCAGAGCGGGCUGAGAAGACAUUUCACUCAAUUCAGUCUUUAAACUGAUGUUCCAUGGCACCAUGUACUUCACAAUGGAAGGAGGUCAAGUCAUGACACGAUGUUGUACCUAUUGGAUAAAUGCGUUUUUGACACUCCCUAGUUCCCCCCUCCUACCCUUGAACUAAAACUCUACGCACUUAUUAUAAAUAUUCAUAUACUAAUUCCAGUGUCUGAUUUGAACUUUAUUUUUACCGCCAAUCUCUGUAAAAUGUUUCAUUAAAGGUCCAAUGCAGCCGUUUUUAUCUCAAUAUCAAAUCAUUUCUGGAUGACAAUUAACUACCUUACUGUGGUUUGGAACUCUUUCUUAUUGGUCUAUUAUCUAAUUUACCACCUGGUGAUGUCACCAUGGAAGGCCAAAACUCCAUCCCACCAAAGGGGCCUUAUCAUCAUUUUCACAAUUUCACAGUAAUCUUUCAACCUCAUAAUGUGGAAACAUAUAUAAAAUACAGGCAAAUCUAGUUCUUGACUGCACUGGGACUUUAACUUAACAUUACCAUUUUCAUUCAAAAUGAAUGGAUAGCUCAUCAUAUAACAUCAUUUUAACACACAAUUCAAUCAAUCUCACUCAGGUAUGUAGUCAAGAAGUAGUAGAAAAUACCACUUGCUGUAUUAGACACUGAUUAAUUCAUACAUACAGUUGCAAUUAGAAGUUAACAUGCACCUUAACCAAAUACAUUUAAACUAAAUGUAACAUAAAACAAAUUCCAGUUUUUCACAUUUAAUCCUAGAAAAUGUCCCUGUCUGAGGUCAGUUAGGAUCACCACUUUUUAUUUUAAGAAUAAAAAGUGAA
Messenger RNA from Salvelinus namaycush (lake trout), 4442 nucleotides. RefSeq names its product collagen alpha-1(XXVIII) chain-like. NCBI's taxonomy places the organism in Eukaryota, Metazoa, Chordata, Actinopteri, Salmoniformes, Salmonidae. Gene Ontology annotation, molecular function: serine-type endopeptidase inhibitor activity. The coding region runs from base 1 to 3624 and encodes 1207 amino acids. The transcript is spliced from 35 exons. The record is from RefSeq and is a predicted model, not a curated record.